Molecule: messenger RNA, 1009 nt
Organism: Mizuhopecten yessoensis (Yesso scallop)
Lineage: Eukaryota; Metazoa; Mollusca; Bivalvia; Pectinida; Pectinidae
Product: gephyrin-like
Exons: 3
Coding region: 16-474 (152 amino acids)
Biological process (GO): molybdenum incorporation into molybdenum-molybdopterin complex; glycine receptor clustering; postsynaptic neurotransmitter receptor diffusion trapping
Cellular component (GO): cytoplasm; postsynaptic specialization; postsynaptic membrane
Molecular function (GO): molybdopterin molybdotransferase activity
Source: RefSeq, a predicted model, not a curated record
UUAAAGUUACAUCGUAUGAUUGCAGUGGCGCAGAGCGACCUGUCUUCGCUGGUAGGGCUCUCCCCAACCCUAAGAAAGCCCACAACAUUUGCAACUGUUGAUGACGACAAAGGAAGGCAUUUGUUUUUUGGACUCCCAGGAAACCCCGUGUCCGCCAUUGUGACGUGUAACCUAUACGUCAUACCAGCACUCAACAAAAUGCUUGGUGAUGUAAGUCCUGAGAGGACAGUGAUCAAGGCAAAGGCAGAGAAAGAUAUUCACCUUGAUCCCCGCCCAGAGUACCACCGUGUUGUGCUAAAAUGGGACCCCAAAGAGGACCUGCCGUUUGCAUGCAGCACAGGGAGCCAGAUGAGCAGUAGGCUACUAAGCAUGUCCACAGCCAAUGCUUUACUCAUGCUUCCACCGCGUACAGAUGAAAAGAUGGUUGUUUUGAAGGGAGAAACUGUGGACGCCAUGAUAAUUGGUCGACUAUGAUACUGCUUUUCCAUCAUGCCCAUCGUGGUGAAACUUGUGCAUUUAUAGCGUUCAUAUGUAUAUAGCCAUGACGAAAAUGUAUUGCUCAGUGCUCAGCAAUGUACGUCAUACGAUAUGGUGGUAAUAAAGGGAUUCUGGUACAAUUAAUAGUAUUAUAUGAGUAAGGGUGAAGGAUUAAAAUAGCAUUAAAAGAUUAAAUUGUAUUUCCCAUUUAAUUAAUGAAUUAAUAUGUUAGAAAUUAAGUUUAAAUAAUUCAAGGGGCAUCGACAUUAUUAUAACAGCUUGUAGCAAUUGCUCAAUUAAUGAGUUCAUGAUUAAAUGUAAAGGAAUUCGAUAUCCAUAGAAUUACAAAAUAUUUUUUUCACUUUGUAAUUGAUUAAUUAAUUUUCUAUUUACACAGUUACGACACCAUUAUAAUCAUGUAUCAAUCAGACGUUAUAUUCACUUGAGUCGAGUAUUACAUCAUACGUCCACAUUAAAUACGUCAAACUGCAAGUUGUGUUAAGCAGCAAUUUUUCAUUACAAAUAAAUGUUG